Molecule: messenger RNA, 1022 nt
Organism: Colias croceus (clouded yellow)
Lineage: Eukaryota; Metazoa; Arthropoda; Insecta; Lepidoptera; Pieridae
Product: cuticle protein 18.6-like
Exons: 6
Coding region: 53-961 (302 amino acids)
Source: RefSeq, a predicted model, not a curated record
CAUUCCUUGACUGACUGUCGUAUUAAUCCAAUAAACAAAACCACCCACCAAAAUGUUCAAGCUGUUCCUGGUCGCCUGCUUCCUCGCCGUAGCUGCCGCCAAGCCCGGCGUGUACUACACAGCUCCCGUGGCCGCGGCCUACACCGCGCCCGUAGCGGCCGCCUACACAGCGCCUGUGGCCUACUCCGCCUACCCCGCGUACUCCGCUUACACCGCUCCUGUCGCCGCUUACUCCGCUUACACAUACGCUUCCCCCUACUCUUACUACCUCCGCCGUCGGUACACCGGCGACCCAGAACACCGUCACGCAAUUUUCGAGAGUCUUCAAGGUCAUCUUCGAAGCGACGUCGUCCCGGCGCACCUGACUGGUUGUGCAGCUACCACUUCAGGUUCCGGCAGCGCGCUCACAAGUGCAUCCCACCGUGUGCCUGGAAGAGAAGCCCCAGCCCCAGCGCAGCAGCCGCCCAGCCGGAAAACUAGCGAGGCAGGUGCAGACUACGGCGGAGGUCUGUACCAUCACGCCUUCCUGUUCGCCUGCUUUCUAGCCGUGGCGGCUGCCAAGCCCGGCGUGUACUACACGGCUCCCGUGGCCGCGGCCUACACCGCGCCCGUAGCGGCCGCCUACACCGCGCCUGUGGCCUACUCCGCCUACCCCGCGUACUCCGCUUACACCGCUCCCUCCUACGACAUCCAUUGUUAUCUUUAUAUCCUCAAACUACACAAACACAUCAAAAUGUUCAAGCUUUUCAUGUUCGCCUGCUUCCUCGCCCUGGCGGCUGCCAAGCCCGGCGUGUACUACACGGCUCCCGUAGCCGCGGCCUACACCGCGCCCGUAGCAGCCGCCUACACCGCGCCUGUGGCCUACUCCGCCUACCCCGCGUACUCCGCUUACACCGCUCCCGUCGCCGCUUACUCUGCUUACACAUACGCUUCCCCAUACUCUUACUACCUUCGUCGUUGAUUGAUAGACGAAUGAUGGUAAAAAUGUGAUAUUACGAUAAUAAAACAUGAUUGGCAAUUAA